AUGCAGUACUCGCAUACUUUGCUCCUGGCUUGCGUUGGGCUUGGCUUGGCCUCGCCAUUUGCUUUGCAGGACUUGCCUACCACACUCGAAACCAAUCUCCCUCAGACUCUUGCGGAGAUCGAGCUCGAACAGUUCGAAAAUUGGACUCCGGAACAUCUUGAGAAUGAUCUCCAAGCCCGAACGCAUGUGAAAAUAUGUACUGCAAGCAGCGCUCGCGCAGGCGUAUGUGUCGCUGUCACUGCUGUCAUAGCCCAGGUUUCCCUCGGCAUUGCCGGUUUAGUCAAAGGUGACUCCGACAAGCACGACUGUAAAGCUCACUCUGGCUCUAUCGACGGAGUGAGUUGGAAGGUUUAUGCCACUGGAAGGAACUGCGAUACUUCAGCCGAAUUGAAGACCAUUCAAGGCGCCAUCGCCGAAUACUUGCGAAGCGUCGAUGACCACGUGUGCGGCGUCCAUUGCCUGAAAUUAACCCACGGAGGUACGUGGACAGGAUAUGUCACCCUAGCACCGAAAGGCAAUAAUCUCGACACCUUCUAUUGCGGCAGUUCCAACAGCUUUGGCCAUUGCGUUGAUGGAGGAAAGGAAGACGUGCCUAAAAUGUAG
Messenger RNA from Trichoderma breve, 603 nucleotides. RefSeq lists its product as uncharacterized. The record is from RefSeq and is a predicted model, not a curated record. NCBI's taxonomy places the organism in Eukaryota, Fungi, Ascomycota, Sordariomycetes, Hypocreales, Hypocreaceae. The transcript has 3 exons. Bases 1 to 603 code for a protein of 200 amino acids.